This is a messenger RNA of Frankliniella occidentalis (western flower thrips), 2326 nucleotides long. RefSeq lists its product as uncharacterized. Gene Ontology annotation, molecular function: zinc ion binding. The transcript has 3 exons. NCBI's taxonomy places the organism in Eukaryota, Metazoa, Arthropoda, Insecta, Thysanoptera, Thripidae. Bases 127 to 2238 code for a protein of 703 amino acids. The record is from RefSeq and is a predicted model, not a curated record.
GACAAAUUUUUGAAGACUCAUCCAUGUGUCAUUGAACUCCAACACUGCCACAACCACCCUACAAAAGCAUCUGACGUUUUGAGAUUUCGUAGGCCAACUCAAAGGAUAGUUGAGAUUUUUCUAGACAUGUACCGUAAAGAUCACUCUCCAUCAUCAGCCCUUACAACUCAUCAAUAUGAUAUCCAAAUCAAGCAUCCAGAGAACUGGUUUGAAAUUUUGGCCGAUGGUGCGGAAUGCCCAAAUCUUCAGUGGUGUUAUCACCUCUAUCGCAAAACAUUCUUAAAAGAAUAUGGACCUGCUUCUGGUGAAGGAAUGGUGCAGUCUUUGUCUGCUGCUGUUGAAAAGUACAACAAAGAAUCAGGUUCAGUGUGUGCUGCUGUUAAAAAAUAUAACGAAAUUGACUUGGUUGUUGUCCUUUGCUCUCCGCUCAUGAAGCGAGUACACAAGCUCUUAAAAUCGAGUGGUGAGAUAAAUUUCCUCGAUUCAGGAGGGUCAAUGGAUCGGCACAAUAGCCGCAUCUUCACCAUUUUAGCACCCAGUGUUGCAGGGGCAUUGCCUCUUGGAAUGGUGAUCACUAGUUCUGAGUCAGAAGAUGCUUUAACAGAAGGAAUGAAAAUGUUGCAAUCAAUUAUGCCUUCUGAUGCUUUUUUUGGUCGAGGCCCAAGAAGAGGCCCACAGAUUAUGAUGACGGAUGAUUCUAAAAGUGAAAGGAACACCCUAAGGACAUGCUUUCCUGGAAUAGUACUGCUUCUAUGUUUUUUUCACAUCUUGCAAGCAUUUUGGACCUAUACUUGGGAUUCCAAACACAAUGUUAAAGCUGAAGAAAAAGAAGAAGUUUUUUUUAUUUUUAAAGACUGGUGUUACUCUAAGACUGAGGAAGACUUCAAGAAGUUUUACCUUGAGAUGCUCAACAAUCCAUUGUACUCCAAGAACAAAUUUCUAGUCAAACAGGUAAAGGGAUUGUUCCUGCGAGCAAGAGAGUGGGCUUUGUGCUACCGCAGUGAGCUUCUAAUACGAGGAAAUAAUACCAACAAUUAUUCAGAAAUUACGAUAAGGCAAUACAAAGAUCUUGUGAUGCACCGAUUAAAGGCAUACAGUGUGGUGCAGCUCUUUGAUUUCUUCACUACUCGACUGGAGUCGUACUUUGAAAGGCGCAUUGCAGCAGUGGUGAACAACCGUAAAGAAAAUUAUUAUACUUCUAAGCAUUACAUUCAACCAUCCAAAUUAAAGCAUCUGCAGUGUGCUGAAAGUUCACAUCAGCAUAUGUAUGUGGUUCAGAAUGUGGAAAAGGGAACAAAAUACACAGUAGACAUGCAACUGGAAAUUUGCUCGUGCCCUGUUGGCUUUAAUGGAGCUCCAUGUAAGCACCAAUUUGCUGUGGCCAGGAGGUUUAAUUUGUCUACAUCUCAGUUUCUACCAUAUGAAGAUGAAGCAGCCAAAGCCAUACUUCAUCAAAUAAUGACUACUGCUCCACCCAAACCUGGAUGGUACGCUUCACUGAAGGGGGGACCUGUCACAUCUGCCUCUGCAGCUGAACUUGGUGAACAAGGCCCAACUGCUUCCCUGGAUAAAGACCUUUGUGAGGAUGAUAUCACAUGUAGACUUGAGGAUUCCUCAUCAGUAACAUCUGAAUCAACAGAGCCUUAUUCGGAAGAGGAAAAGGAACGGCUAUUAGCCCUCUGGGAGUCAAUAAAUCUUUACAUUUCAAAUGGACUUAAGGAGAGACCUGAGGUCUUUGGGAGUGCUGUGGACAGAUUUGCCUCCCAAUUUAACAAGGCAAAGGCUUUGUCAGAAAAUGUUGUUCUCUCUGCUUUGCACACUUUCCCCAUCAACUCAUUUGGAUCAAAGGCCAUGAGGAAAGGAAAAUACAUCAAAGUAAACACAGCGGCCUAUAUAAGGAGAAAGUAUGCUGCAAUGUCGGGACGCAAGUGCACUCAACAAGGUCGGCCACCAAAAGCUGCAUUUACAAAGGAACAUGGCUACUCUAGAAGUAGACAAAUUGUUCCUUCUUGGAGCAGGUGCCAACAGAGGAAAGGAGCUGUCCCCCAUAAGCUAUCUGUGCGUGUUCAACAUCAGGCAGCCAAAAGCCAAAGCAUGAGCCAAAGCCAAAAGAAGAUGUUCUCUCUUGAAAGUAAUUGCAAGAUGUUUGUUUUUAUUAAGUUUAUUAUGAAAGUUUUAUUUAUAAACUUUACUUAUUGUACUCUUUGGCUACUUUUGUUGUAUCAAACAUACUUUUAAUUGAUAUUUCAUGUUUUGCCUGUAUUUUAGUGUGUAUGUUUAACCCAAUGUUUUUUUAUUUCUUAACAUUCAAAAUAUUGAUUUGAUU